Molecule: messenger RNA, 1541 nt
Organism: Pyrus x bretschneideri (Chinese white pear)
Lineage: Eukaryota; Viridiplantae; Streptophyta; Magnoliopsida; Rosales; Rosaceae
Product: aminoaldehyde dehydrogenase 2, peroxisomal-like
Exons: 15
Coding region: 24-1541 (505 amino acids)
Molecular function (GO): oxidoreductase activity, acting on the aldehyde or oxo group of donors, NAD or NADP as acceptor
Source: RefSeq, a predicted model, not a curated record
AAGAGCAUCAGAGCUGGCUGAAAAUGGCGGUAGAAAUUCCGAGCCGGCAGUUAUUCAUCGACGGCGAGUGGAAAGAACCGGUCCUCAAGAAGCGCAUUCCGAUUAUCAACCCUGCCACUGAGGAAACCAUUGGGGAUAUUCCUAGAGCUACUGCUGCUGAUGUGAAGAUUGCAGUGGAGGCUGCUCGAAGAGCCCUUGCCAGGAACAACGGGAAAGAUUGGUCCUCUGCUCCAGGGGCUUCUCGUGCCAAGUAUUUGCGCGCUAUUGCUUCUAAGAUAAACGAGAGAAAAACCGAGCUAGCCAAACUCGAAGCAAUGGAUAGCGGAAAACCACUGGAUGAAACUGUUUCUGACAUAGGGGAAGUCGUAAGCUGUUUCGAGUACUACGCAGGCCUUGCCGAAGGAUUGGAUGCGAAGCAAAAAACUCCGGUUUCUCUUUCCACGGAGAAGUUCAAAACUCAUGUUCUUAAGGAACCGGUCGGGGUUGUUGGGUUGAUCACAGCAUGGAACUACCCUUUGUUAAUGGCUGCGUGGAAAGUAGCUCCUGCCUUGGCUGCUGGCUGUACUGCUAUACUGAAACCGUCUGAAUUGGCAUCUGUAACUUGUUUGGAGCUAGCUGAGGUGUGUAUAAAUGUUGGUCUUCCUCCCGGUGUCCUCAACAUUCUGACUGGACUAGGCAAUGAAGCCGGCGCUCCUUUAUCAAGUCAUCCAGAUGUUGAUAAGAUCUCAUUUACCGGAAGUACUCUCACCGGGACCAAGAUUAUGGCAGCUGCAGCUCAAUCGGUCAAGCCUGUUGCAUUGGAGCUUGGAGGGAAAAGCCCCAUUGUUGUUUUUGAUGAUGCUGAUAUGGAAAAGGCUGUGGAAUGGACUUGCUUCGGUAUAUGUUUGUCAGGUGGUCAGACUUGCAGCUCAACCUCCCGUCUCAUAGUGCAGGAAAGCAUUGCUAUGGAGUUUGUGAACCGGCUUGAGGACUGGACCAAACUCAUCAAGAUUUCGGAUCCUAUGGAAGAAGGUUGCAGGCUUGGCCCUGUUGUCAGUAAAGGGCAGUAUGAGAAAAUAAUGAAGUACCUCGAAGGGGCUAAAAGUGCAAAAGCAAAAGUUCUGUACGGCGGGAAUCGUCCUGAGCAUCUGAAGAAAGGAUUCUUCAUCGAACCGACCGUCGUAACUGAAGUAACAUGCGCCAUGAAAAUAUGGAGAGAGGAGGUUCUCGGGCCUGUUCUUUGUGUCAAAACAUUCAAUACAGAAGAGGAAGCCCUUGACUUAGCAAAUGACAGCCCUUAUGGCUUAGGUGCUGCUGUCAUGUCAAAAGAUUUAGAAAAGUGUGAGCGCUUUGCUAAGGGUGUUCAAGCAGGAGUUGUAUGGAUCAAUUGUUCACAACCAUCCUUCAUUCAGGCUCCAUGGGGAGGCUACAAACGAAGCGGUUUCAGCCGUGAAUUAGGAGAAUGGGGACUUGAGCUUUACUUGAACAUCAAGCAAGUUACCGAAUAUGUAUCAGAUCAACCUUAUGGUUGGUUUGAGGGACCUCCUCCUUCAAGUCCCUGA